AUGCCCGCGGACUAUGAGUCCACUGCUCGGGCAUUGGCUGUCUCUCCAUCAUCAGAACUCCAUGCUUCCGCUAGCGACGAUGAACAACCGCUCUGGAGUCGGGCGGGCAGACGGAACUCUGCGCGGCCCGAGUCAGGCAAUCUCCGCGAUAGGCUGAUGGAUAAAGGCAAAGCGCUGUAUCACCAGGCAAAGGAAAGAUGGGCACGUAUGACUUUCUGGCAGAAGGUUGGCUUCUAUGUGGCCUCUGUAGUAGUUGGAGCAUCAGGCAUCGGAUUCCUGGUGUUGACGGGCAAGGUCUUCAUCUGGAUUGCCCCGGUCGCGGAUAGAUGGGAGAAAUCCCCGCUCGUCGCCUUUGUGCUCUGGCUUUGCGUCUUUUUCGUCUCGUUCCCACCAUUAUUGGGCUGGUCCACCUUCGGUACCGUGGCGGGAUUCGUCUUUGGUGUCUGGAAAGGAUGGUUGAUUUACGCCACGGCCACAAUUCUCGGAUCAACCGCAUCAUUCUAUGUAUCGCGCACGGUGCUAUCGAAGUUCGUGGCUCGCUUGAUGGAACAUGACAAGCGGUUUGCAGCGCUGGCGUUGACUCUGAAAUAUGACGGCCUAAAACUGCUCUGUAUGAUUCGGCUCUGUCCUUUGCCUUAUUCGAUCUGCAACGGUGCCAUUUCCACUUUUCCGACCGUCCAACCCUUGAUGUAUGGAUUAGCGACCACUAUCAUCUCGCCCAAGCUGUUGAUCCCGGCUUUUGUUGGCAGUCGGGUGCGCCUUCUGACUGAGAAGGGUGGAGAGAUGAGCGCCGGAGCCAAGGCAGUCAAUAUAAUCAGUAUCAUCGCUACUAUUGCCAUUGGAGGUGGUACUGCUUAUUACAUUUAUCAGAGAACCUUGGCUCGUGCGAAAGAACUAGAAGAGAAAGAACGUGCCGAUAUUCGUCAAUCGUUACAGGCAGAUCAUGCUGCCAACCGCCCUCAUGGCCGAUUCGCUGAUGAUGAUAAUGCUAACGCUGCAGCGAACGAGCUCGCCCGGGACGAAGAGGAACGGAUCGGCUUUGCCGAUUUCGAUGAUGAUAACGUUGACCUCGAUCUUGCUCUGGGCAAUGACAGUGAUAGCGAAGGAGAAAACCGCCGAUGGAAGAAGUCGAAUCGAAGAUCGUAUCAUGAUGAGUUUACGGACAAUGAUUCAGAUGAUUAUGCUGACGAAGGAGCCGGCGCUUUCGGUUUGCAUAGCCAUGUUCAACGUGAUGUCUAG
Molecule: messenger RNA, 1239 nt
Organism: Penicillium odoratum
Lineage: Eukaryota; Fungi; Ascomycota; Eurotiomycetes; Eurotiales; Aspergillaceae
Product: TVP38/TMEM64 family protein
Exons: 3
Coding region: 1-1239 (412 amino acids)
Biological process (GO): mitotic spindle elongation; vesicle-mediated transport
Cellular component (GO): Golgi membrane
Source: RefSeq, a predicted model, not a curated record